AUGGUCUGCAACGACAGGGCCCGUCGGCAAGGCAGUUUAGAAGGCAAAGCGGCAAUCCCGCUGCAGCUCGCCAUUUUCGUUUCAUUCUUCACCAUACUUCACGGCCUGGCGCAUGGCGGCAUCGGCUUCUUCGGUGGUUUGGAUGCCAAGUUCCUCGACACUUUGCGGCCGCAGCAUGCAUCACCACCCGUGGCGAUGGCAGUGCUGCUGGGCAUCAGCAGCUUUUUGGCGAUCGGGCCCUUCGUAGGAUAUGUGCACGGGAUCCCUGUCAGCCUUUGCAUGCUCUUUCACGGCACGUCCAUGUUGCUCUUCGUGCUUUACGUCCCCCUCCAGUUCGCCUUUGGCGCAGUUCAACUUGUGUUGAACUUGUGGAUUUGCCUCCCCCGGUUGAUCCUCAUCAACCCCCAGGCGCCGCAGCGGCUCUGUGAUGGAUGGCCGGUGAUCAGCAUAGGCGUCUUGCUGCUGAUGCCGGUUGUUUUCUCAGAGAUGCUGCUCUGCGACCACGGCGUCGCAACCCUUGGAGGUCACGCGCUUUACGACAGCUCUUUGCUGCUGCUGACUGCCACCUAUUCCUUGAGCAUCAAGAUGUUAGUCCUGGACGAGGCGGAUGAGAUGCUGAACCGAGGCUUCAAGGAGCAGGUCUAUGAUAUCUACCGAUACCUACCUCCUUCAACACAGGUGGUUUUGGUGUCUGCCACCAUGCCCCAUGAAGUGCUUGAGAUGACACACAAGUUCAUGAACAAUCCAUUCAGAGUCUUGGUGAAGCGAGAUGAGCUGACCUUGGAAGGUAUUAAGUUCUUCGUGGCCGUGGAGCGAGAGCAAUGGAAGUUCGAUACCUUGUGUGACCUCUACGACACUUUGACCAUCACGCAGGCGGUGAUCUUCUGCAACACCAAGCAGAAGGUGGACUGGUUGACGCAGAAGAUGAGAGAUGCCAACUUUACCGUGGCCUCCAUCCAUGGCGUUGAAGCCUCAGAGAAUCUGACCAUUUUGCUCGUCGGAACACGUGGCGAGAUCCGCCUUGUGGCGAACAACUGGAAGUAUGUGGAAUCCGUAGAGCUGGCCAAAGUACCCAGAGAAUGGUUCCGAAGUGGCACCAGCCGCGUCUUGAUCUCCACGGACUUGUGGGGUCGUGGUUUGGAUGUGCAGCAGGUGUCUUUGGUGAUUUGCUAUGACCUUCCCAACAACCGAGAGUGUGGCACACAGAACGGGUGGGCUUUGAGUCGGGCGAGGGCGGAGCGGGCUUCGUGGGCGAUUCUCUGUCCAAUCGUCGAAGACCGCUGUGGGAAGGCACUGUGUGGCGACACAAUUUACAUCCAACCGGCGCUUUACAGCAAAGGGCAUCGCUACUAG
This is a messenger RNA of Durusdinium trenchii, 1353 nucleotides long. The record is from the annotation of a GenBank genome assembly. Lineage: Eukaryota; Dinophyceae; Suessiales; Symbiodiniaceae.